This is a messenger RNA of Octopus bimaculoides (California two-spot octopus), 2484 nucleotides long. RefSeq lists its product as uncharacterized. Gene Ontology annotation, biological process: protein phosphorylation. Gene Ontology annotation, molecular function: protein kinase activity. The record is from RefSeq and is a predicted model, not a curated record. Lineage: Eukaryota; Metazoa; Mollusca; Cephalopoda; Octopoda; Octopodidae.
UACAGCCAAGCUUAAGGCUGGCAGCUGCCAGUCUUAUGAUUGCAUACAUCAGCACUAAGAUGCUGCUGCAGGCCUUGGUGGAUGCCAGAGUUCAGAAAACCCAGAGAAUGAGACAUUUACAUCGUAUGCAGAUUAAUGCAGUGGCAGCAGACUUCAAUAACCGAAGAAAAGUUCUGAAUUACUCUUACAAAGACUCAUUACUUGCUGAGAUGUCACCAAGUGGCACAGUAAGCCGACGUAACACUGUCACACUUGGUGAUGACAGUGCAUUUGGAUCAGGUGGUUCAACCUCUUCUGGAUCAGGUGGAGACAAAAACUUUGAUGAUCCCAACAUCUCGCCUUUAGGAUCUGUAGAAAACUUGUACGAGCCGAUCACACCAAAAUAUCCCGGACAACGAGAUAAUUAUUAUUAUCCUGUGGAUCCAUCACGUUCCAACUCUGCAUCUCGAACUUCAUCCAAUGGCAGUAGUAACUUCCCUACAGAAGGCUACCUAGAACCGAUAACCAGCAUGCGUCCCCCAAGUGUUGUAACUACAGCUCCUGCCAUUACAGCUGCAGUUGUUGCUGUAGGGACAGCCCCACCUGCAGCUGCAACUUUUAGCUCAGUCCCCAGUGAAACGACUGUCAAAAUUCCAACAAUGCAUAUUGAACCAGUGAGGACUUCACUUACAGAAUCUUCAGCUGAAUCAUCCCCGCAGUUAUCAGCUGAAUUACCUCCGAAUCAGAACCAGGAGUCUCAACAACCAGAGAUUCCUGAAGAAGAGGAAAGACAGAUUAUCUUAGCAUCACAACCUAUUUAUGAAGAGAUUAAUGGAUACAGCAAAAAUAAUGCUGAUGAAGGUGGACCCCCACCUUUGCCCAAGGAUAACAGAAUCCCUCGCUCAACUGUUGGGGAAGCAAAAACGCCAAUACAAUCACGCUCAUCAGAAGACCUGCUAGAACACUGUACACAGACACCACAGCCUCCGUUGGCACCUCUUCCUCAACCAACAAUGGGCACUUUAACUCGACCCAAGCCAGCUCCGAGACGUAAACCUAAGCGACCACACGGUGCCCCCCCUGAACAGUAUGUAGCAAUGAAUAGGCCUGCUACAGUGACAAUAAGUCUAGGUGCAGAUGAUGUGAAGGAGAUGUACAGCAAACUGACCAACAUGAACCAAGAUACUCUGCAACACAUUCACAAUUAUUUUGAAAGCAUCUUCUCUCGAGGUUUAGACCGAACCCUUGGUUUCUUGAAAUGGUCAGACUUCGAGUUAAUCAGUAAACAGCCUGUACAUACAUCAGAAGAUUGUAUUGUAUAUGGUGCAAAAUUGUUACAGGACAAAGCAUCUUGCCAUCUUGUUCUGACCCACGGCAAUAAUGUCUGUGAUUCCUACGUACCACACCCUGCUUUCAUGAGACUUCAAAACCUUUCUGCCAAUGACAUUCCUGCAUCAUUCCUUCCAUCAAUGACUGACAACACCGACCAGUGUUCAGUUUUCCCGAUAGGAUCUUCAUCUUCAUCCACAGCAGUCAUCCCGAGUCCCCAUUGGCACCUAGCUGUUGGUCAGUACUCAUCAAUGGUCACCUGGCACGACUACAUCACUGACCUUAAAGACACCAUGCUGCACAACCCAGACAGCUUUGUCCAGAUUUUGUCUUUCCUUUUCCUGCAAGUCGUCAGUGGGAUUCUGCAUCAUCUCGAUCGGGGAUCCCCGCAGCUUCACUUCCGACCAGUUAGAAUAUUCCUUCUAUCUCAGAAGAACUUCAGUGGAAAACGUGUGUGUUUGCUCCCUUCUUUCAAAGCUGAUAAUAAACUACCAUCAGAUAUGAAUGAUUUCUGUGCCAAACUCUUGCAUAAUCUCUUUGAUAAGUAUCUCUUUGAUGAUGAGAAGCUUUUAGAAUGUUCCAAGGGUUUGUAUCGAGGACUUGAGCUGCUCCAAUCAGACAAACCAGACUGCCUGGCUAUCGUCAGAGGUAUGCUGGAGCUUGUCAUUUGGGGACCUUACCCAAGUGAGCUUGCAGGGAGCACUUUCACUAGUCAGGAACAAGCUUAUGACUUUUGGCUGGACAAGGAGAGAUCAAUGAUGGUCAAUCGGUUUGCUCGGUGCUCUCUUGAUCCGAGUGGAAGCUUUUCAAUAGAGGACUUUUAUAAAUUAAGAUUUUUGUUAAACUCAACUGGAACAACACUUGUCGAGAAUUCACAAUAUAUCAGUUAGCCUAAAGUACAUGUUUUUAUUUUGUUGGUUUUUUUUUUUUCUGUUUGAAAAUAAAAAAGAAAUAUUUAAAAAAUUAAAAAAAAAGAAAACCCUGAAAAGACAUAUCAGACAUUAUCAAAUGUAUUUGUUCUUAUUUUGGAUUGUAUAGCCCCAUUUUACUCCUUUCUGUUGACCCCUCUUCUGUUAUAAGGUAUAUAUUAAAAAAAUACAAAAAAAAAAAUCAAAAAAGAAACAAAGAAAAAAGCCAGAAAAGAACAACUAAAGCAAAAAAAUUGGAAAAUUGAAA